GCGUACGAUAUAAUUGAGCAAGGCGGCGGCGGCGACGGCGACGACGAUGACGACGACGGUAGCGGAGAGAAGAGAACGUUUCGCGUGUUUGUUGUUUGUUUCGCGUGUCUUUUUAAGGCGGCAGCGGGGUGUGGAGCUACGAUAUCCACCGUGGUAUUUUCCCACCACCCCAUAGGGGUGUGCUGUCGGGCAAUAAGUGCUGACAUCUGCACUCUAUGCUCGGUGCACUUGUGUUCUCGUCGCUGUGAGAUACAGGCCGUGACGUUCUUCCGUCGUCAUUGUCGCCGUCGGUAGCGUGUGAGUAUGUGUGUGCGUGCGUGCAUGCGUGCGUGUGAGAGUGCGUGUGGGGAUGCGUGUGGGAGUGCGUGUAGGUGUGCGUGUGGAAGUGCGUGUGAACGUGUAUGUGGAUAUUUAGCAAGUCCCUGAGCAUCUCUAUGUGUAUCAGCACGUGUGUAGACGCGAGUGAAAGCGCGAGAGAAAGCGCGACAUUGCGGAGGGUGUAUUUACAGUCGCGCAAGGUUAUUAGCCGACGUGAUAGCGAUCGGUAUAGCCUUAACGCAUCGGGUGCAACGGCCGCGCUCGUUUCCUUGGAUAAACGUUCGCGGGGGAAUUCCCCACGAAGCGAGUUAAUUUACGUCGUUAGGCAGCGCGCGUUGCAACGUGCAAAUCGCGAGCAAUUUUUCCGCAGGAGCAGAUGUUCCGCGUGGGACAACGGGUGCUUCUAUCGGCAGCGCGCUCGAAUUGGUUCGCCAUCCUCGUUCCUGGCGGAACGCCAGGAACCGCGACGGAGGGGUCAGCCGAGAGGAAAUUUGGUGAAACGUUUGCCAGGCGUGCUUAAGCAAAUGAUUGCUCUACAAUGCAUAUUUCUUCGCGCGCGAUCUCUCUCUCCUUCUCUCUAUUUUUUUCAUUUCGCGGGAAUGAGUUCGUAAAGAGGGGAAAAGUGUCGGAUGUUUACCACCAACACCUGUUGUGUGGCAGUGUUCUCGCAAAUCAUACUACUUAUACAUUAAUUGCAUGCUUGUUUUAUUUGUAAUUUUAAUUGUAACAUUUUGAUCUUUAAUUUUGUCGUCACGUAGAGUCGUAACAUAUUUUACGAUAUAACAAUAAACGCCGUCUCCAGAGUGAAUGUCGCGUCCACGAGCGAUUGUCGGAUAAUCCGACACCCGUAAUCUCCACGAUGGAACUUUAAUUGGGAGUUGGAUCUUGAGUCAGCCCUUCAUUCGUGGCGGGACGCCAGGGAUUGCGCUGGGAUGAUUUACGGAAAGAAAAUUUCGCUCGCGCUGCAUCCGUUAUCUAUUCUUGUCGGUAAUUUAUUUUCGUCCCGGCGAUUAUUAUGCCAUAUCUAGACGGGCUAUUAAGAGCAACGAAUUGCUUCCGCGUCGCAAACUGCGGUCUCCGUGUAAGCUUCUUCAAGAAUCCGCAUUAUGAAAUUUUGGCUCUUCGAUCACGCGCUCCGAAGAUAAUCCCGUCUUUAUUGUCUAGCAUAUUCGACGGAAUGAAAAGAAUGGAUUUUAAUGGACCGGUUGCUUCUUCGUUCAAUCUAUAUCGUGAGAAAAACGACCUCUUGUGGAAGAAUAUGUUGGAAAAGUGCCAUGAAAAAUUCGCAACGGACAAAAGUCUGACAGACAAAAGUCGUGUAUGAAAUAUGGACGCAUUUAAAUAUGUCAAAUGAGACACGCUCACACGAAUUUAUGAUGCAUUUUUGUCAAAUAGCAAGUACUUCGUACUAUUAAAUGAAUAUUAACAUUCAUCAACAACGCGGCUAUUUAUCUCGAGGAAUGAUCUUAAUAAGCUCAUUUAACUUUAGGUUAAUCUCUUGGAUCUUUUUGAGCAGACUUAAUUAAUAAGCACAGCGUUUUCCGUUUAUGCCUUUUGCGAUUUGCUCGCCGCGUUUUCCUUUUUCGCCCAAGACAGCGAAGUAUCGACUUCGUAGUCGUAGAUAUAAAAGUUUUGAAUUAUGCGUCUCUCCAAGAGUUAUCGCGCUUUAUCGUCGUUGUAACAGAUGGCUGCAAAAGUUUCGUCGAUCCGCCGCGUAACCGCGUUAUUUUUCCAACAACCCAAAGCAGUCCCACGACAUUAUAAUGUCUGUCUGUGUUGUUACGUUUGAAAUGCUCGCGCGACUCUAUACAGACCGGUUUGGAGAGUUAUCGUCCAUCUCUGGUAACUUUCGAAAGUACACUCGACAGCGGAACAGAUACAACACUUUUUUCUCCCCAGUGAAGUUAGUAACUCACCUAGUUGCCACAUUUCAGAAUUUCGGAUUUGCGCGAUAAGCGGUUAUGACAGCAGAUGAAAUGACAGCAUGUGGUAUAAAUGAAUAACGUGAUAUAUAAUAAUGAUAAUACAAUAUGAAAACGUAUUAGUACAUGCGAGAAUAUUCCGAGUAAAACCGCUGCAAUAAUGGCGCUCGAAGAAUUAAAGAAUGCUCCGAAUAUAAAAGAGGCAUCCGACAGCACAACUUAAAUUGAAAAUCAGGGAAAGGAUGUGAGUAUGACAGUAACGCGAGAAAGAAAGAAAGAGAGAGAGAGGGGGAGAGGAAAAGGGAGAACGAGAAAGAAAGUUCUCACAUUACUAUCAUACUUGCAUUUCUUUGGAUUUUCAGAUUAUAUCGUCAGAUAUCUUUUAUAUUGAAGCACAAGAUUAUACAAUACUUUGAGCAUCAUUAUACUGUAUAUAUAUAUAAAUGUGUUAUUUGGGCUAAAUCGCUUUUUUUCACAUUUCCAUGUUUCAAGUUACGUCAUUUAAUAUGUUUAAACGUAUUAAAUUAUAAUUUACACGUCUUUUAACACAUACACGCAUAAUUGGAUUUGUUGUAUAUUGCAACAAAUAAUUCGUUAGUUUAAUUCGGAAUAUUCUCGGAUGUAUUAGCAUUUUUUACUCAAUAAAAUUUAUUUUCACAGCACGUAUUGGUUAGCUUUUUGGUUCUGACAUAACCGAUCACCGCGAGCAGUGAUAUUCAGAUGUGACAAUUACAAAUAUACUAAUUUCUAGAAAACAAUUGUGUUCAAGUCGUUUUGCUCUUGACUGUACGUCCGUAAAUAAUUUUUCUCGUGUCUUCGUCAGACGCGCUCCUACCCGAGGUAAUAUCGUUACGGCCUUGCGUUUACGUUAUCGAUAGUUCAGGAAACUGGUUGCGAAUGGCACAUCAAGGGAUUAUCUUAUUUUCGUCGCCGGCUGCCAGACGGCGAUGUCGUCGUGGGAGUUGAAAAAAGUUUGAAAAACGCGUGAAAAAUUCGUCGUGUCGUGAAAGAAAGAUAUAAUUCUUACGGGCGCAAAUGCACGCCUCUUAUUUAACGCUAUGUUUUUCUACGUGCUGGAAUUCUGAGAUUAUUUAUGGAAUACUUGCCGAAGGGUGCAGAGAUCCACAUAGCCACUCGAAUGUCUCCGUCACGCUUGGGGGUUGGACGAUGACUCUCAUACCGCAUAAAUUAAGUGUAAUGACGGGGGCUUUAGGGAGACGCUCUCUGACGAGGGUCGCGUAGGGCUUCGGAAGAACCGUUGACGUAGUCGACACUUUCGAUUUAACAAAAACGUGUCUGUGAUAUCGCGAGAGAGAUAUUGAGGAAAAAAACAUGAUGUAUACGGGACUUGCGGACCAGUAUUUCUCGGACUUGGAUCCAAACUCCGAUGGCCCGCCUCGAGCAGUCGAUCCAGCUGUCCGUGCUCGCAAACUCGUGGGCAUGGAACGUCGUGACGUCAUACUGACAGCAGUUUUCGGAACACUCGGAGCUCUCGCAAUUCUAGUAGGCCUCGCAUUUGCAAUGUGGCUCUAUCUCCGUGCCAGGAAGUCCAAGCAGCGGGACGACGAUCUCGAGGAGCAGAACGACAACGGCGAUGGCUCAAGCCAACAGCAACAACCCAUCAAGAAGAAUGGCUUCUUGAACUUGAAGACACCUCUGAUCAGCACGAAAGCUCUUGGAGCGCAAUUAGAAACGACCGGCAGUCCGGCCAGCAGCAAGUCCCCGGCAAGUGGCAGUGGCGGCCCUACGAGCGGUGGAGCAGGUGCGACCGCGGCCCCGGGUGGCGGUGCCAGCAAUGCCGGAAGCGCGGAACCCCGCACGCCAAACGCUGGACCGCAAAAUAAACAAUUGCAAAACGUCAAAGGAGAACAUCCCUCGAAAGCGUUCCUACAAAGUAGGUCCAUCUCCCUGGUCGACAUGUACAUCGAUAAUUCGGAACCGAGCGAGAACGUUGGCCAGAUCCACUUCAGCCUCGAGUACGACUUCCAGAACAGCACGCUUAUUCUGCGCAUCAUACAGGGUAAAGACCUGCCGGCGAAGGACUUGUCGGGCACCUCUGAUCCGUACGUACGUGUCACGCUGCUCCCGGACAAGAAGCACCGGCUCGAGACGAAAAUCAAAAGGCGCACGUUGAAUCCGCGAUGGAACGAGACGUUUUACUUCGAAGGUUUCCCCAUACAGAAGCUGCAGAGCAGGGUGUUACAUCUGCACGUCUUCGACUACGAUCGAUUCUCGCGGGACGACUCCAUAGGGGAAAUGUUUCUGCCGCUUUGCCAGGUCGACCUGUCGGAGAAACCAUCGUUUUGGAAGGCUCUAAAGCCGCCAGCUAAAGACAAAUGCGGAGAACUCCUGUGCUCGCUUUGCUACCACCCGAGCAAUUCCAUACUGACGUUGACCCUCUUGAAGGCGAGGAAUCUCAAGGCUAAGGAUAUCAACGGAAAAUCAGAUCCGUACGUCAAAGUAUGGCUGCAGUUCGGUGACAAGAGGAUCGAGAAGCGCAAAACUCCAAUCUUCAAAUGCACCUUGAAUCCGAUAUUUAACGAGGUAUUUUCCUUUAACGUACCGUGGGAGAAAAUCAGAGAGUGCUCCUUGGACGUGAUGGUGAUGGACUUCGACAACAUUGGACGGAACGAACUGAUCGGUCGGAUUCAGCUCGCAGGAAAGAAUGGAAGUGGCGCGAGCGAAACGAAGCAUUGGCAGGACAUGAUCACAAAGCCGAGGCAGACCAUUGUGCAGUGGCAUCGCUUGAAGCCCGAGUAAAGGACACGCUUCCCUCUUGAUCCACGAUAAAACGAUAUUCUGUCGAGCGAGUUCCCCCGAAUGGACAACGCCCGUCGCCGUCGCCGCCGUCGUCGUCGUUGCCGUCGCCGUCGUCGCCGUCGUCGUCGUCAGCGUUGUCGUUGAAGAUACCUUAACGAGGCAACUAUUUUCCUUUUGCUCGAUAUUCCCCGCAACUGAUCUCCUCGCAAGUACCACCUGACGACUGUACGAUAUUCCCCCUGCAUCGCGUAACAAGACGCUCCGAGCGACGCUGGUCGUCGCGGAGCUGUUACAGGUCGUUAUCGCUCGUUGUCGGUCGACCCAUCGUCGUGUAUCAGCGUAACGAGUGAUAACGAGUGAAUGAAUCGUCUCACCUCCGCGUUACCGAGUGCGUCCUUGCCGGUUGGACCAAGAGAGAGAAAGACACGCCAUGGUGCGUCCAACCGCAGAUGUUUGGUACCGCCGAGAUCGAUCACGAGGGUUGGUAGCAUCGAAAACUUGGCGAAAACACAGCCGGAAACGGCUGCGUUGCUUCCAUGGCGGCGUUUCUACACAUCGAGAGAGAAAGAGGGAAGUAAGGGAAAGAGAGAAACAGGAAGAGCAACAGCGGUUGUGGGCGAUCAGCGAGAUAUCGAAAAUUUGUCGAGGCUUCGUAGUCGGGUACGUUGAAAAUGCCGCUCUUUCUGUUUCGCCACCCUCUCUUCUUCUCCAUCCUCCCAUGCGUUUAUCACGCAGCCGCCCGGCGCGGCGUUUAGCGAUACGGAGACUGCGAAAUUAUACCGUGGCUAAUCAGCUCUCGCUCUCGCUGGGACGAUCCGAGCGUGAGUCCUCCAGGCGACACGAGCGUCCGUGCUUCCUCGGGUUUCGAACCCCCCACGGACGUUGCGCGACGACGUCACUCGGAGGCUUCAUGGACUUUCGUGUCGUUUGAGUUUAUGGGCGCUUGUGCGGCGAGAUUACGUCGGAAUAUUGUCACGAGACUGUAAAACACGGAAGGGGCAAGCGGACGAGGGAGAUACGCUCUAUUAUUUACGAGAGAGAGAAAGAGAGGGAGAAAAAGAGAGCGAGAAAAAGAGAGAAAGCCGUUAUCUUUGAGGAUAAAUUAGUAUUACAGCACGUGUAAUAUCAAUUUAGAGAUGUGAUAGUUCUUAGCGAGGUUCUCGUCUAUACAGACGGAGAGUCUCUACGUUAUAAAAAUAUUACAUUCCGCUAUACUGUGAUCAUUAACUUGAGAUUAAAAGGAGAGAGUGGAGAGAGGAGAGAGAAAAGGCGAUAAUUGUAAAACAAUAUCGUUGAGAUAUCGCGUUCCUUCGCCUGCCCCUUCUUGAAUCAUCUGGUCGGGGAGCGUUACUUCGCGUCGAGACCUCGCAGACCAAAGCCGACGGAGCUCGCUGAAAGCACGAGCGCCACUUCAACACGAUAUAACGACGAGUCACGAAUUUACACAGCUCGUAACAUUUAUAUUUGUAAGAGAUAUUCUUACAGUGUUGCGUAUCAAAAUUAUACACGGUUAUCUGUUACGUCGCUCUUUCGCCUUGACGCAUUUUAUAUUUUUAUAGUUUUUGAAGUACUUCAACACGCAGCGCAUCUUGAGAAUCCAGAAGUGACAAUAUCCUUCGAUUGUUUGCGGCACAAUUAACAAUGACCCUGAUUUUCGAUCGACGAAUUGGUUUGGCGUUUCGCAAACGUUCAAACGUCUGCGUAGCAGACGUAUGUACACGCGGUUGCACACAACUUACACAAAUAUUCCCGACAAACGCGAGGAGAUCCGAGGAGGAGGAGGAUCCCGCACGAUACCAUGUCCUCGGAGAUCGCCGCUUGUUAUCAUCCUUCUCUCACGAUUGUGAUUGUACGUGCGAGUUACUCGAGUAUUCGGUCGCGUCUAAGGUCUGCAUUGAUGGUCGUUACCUGAAACUCACCUCGCGUGAGACACUCGGAUUGGAAUUUAGAGUUAGAUGUGAGUUUUUCGGCUAAGUCGCAAUGGUUCGACGAAAAAGCUCGGAUCCAAUUCUAAAUGAUUGUGGAUCCGAGUUAUCUCACGUGAAACAAAAGUUUUAGGUAAUAACUGUUAAUACGGAUCUAAAAACGGUACACAUAUAUCGGCGGAGGCGAGGUGGCCUCCACGAUCCCAUCGAGAUUUACAUUCAACGUGGCUUUCAGAACUACUCUGCUAACAAAGUUUCGAAACCUGCGCGACCUCAUCGAGGGCAACCUUACUUACGUGCUGCAGUUAUUUACAGGCGAUUCCUCCGUGUACCACUUUUCGGGAUAAUCCGGUUUAGAGUGGACUUUUAGAAGUUAACUUCGCUCGAGGCUCGUUUCGGCUUUACGCGCAAUUUUCUUUCCAUUUUCUGGCGAGAGCACGUGUGACUAUUAAUUUCGACGCGAGCAAAACAUGUGUACUGACGCGGCCGUUAAGAUAGCGCUAAGUUUCAUAGAAAAAAAAAGAGAAAAACAGAAAAAACAAAAGAAUCGAACGUUCACAGACGUAAUGGAUAUUACAAGCAGUAGUUUCCAACGUUGAUAUCUUUGUGAUGUAGGACGCUUCGAGACUGUGAGAAAAAAAGAACAAAACGGGCGGAAUAAUAAGUAAUAACGUAAAACUGUUAUACACACUACCAGAGCGUGUCCUUCCCACGGGCGAGCAUUUUGGGGUAGUCCGUAGAAGACAAGCGACAUCCUAGUAGGGAUGGGCAGUCACGCGAAUUAUCGAUUUUAAUUAUCAAAGAAUAGGCAAGAUGAAAAAUGGAUAAAAGAAGCACACAUUGAGGAAUCACGCAGACCCGACUAUCGCAGAAUUAAAGUCGCGCGAAUUACAAGACAAGGAUAAGCCGAACACGGCAGCGAGUAGUCAGGAAAGCCUCUCGGCGCUUUCUAAUGCGGCAGCGUAAAAACGGUGCAAAGACAGCGUGAAAUUUACGGACAGGAACGUUCUGGUUUACAUCGGGGCCAUCUUCGACCUUAUCACAUUGCACUGAGCUGAUCUUUCUGGUUACGCCAGUCUGCUUGCGUCGGUCUUUAGUGGAGAUCGCGUGAGUUUGAUUUAAAAGUGCGACAACUAAUCGCAAUUCGCUGAAUCGGAGUGAUUUUCAACACAUUGCCAAAACGACGGGCCGUAAUUAUUACACGACAGUGUAAAAACUUCAAAGCUCUUUACCAGGUAGAGAGAGAGAGAGAGAGAGAGAGAGAGAGAGAGAGAGAGAGAGAGAGAGAGAGAGAGAAAGAGAGAGAGAAAGAGAGAGAGAUACAAAUGACGACGAACGAGAGAAAUGAAAGAUGGUGGCGGGGCCCAGUACCUCUAUUUCAUGUGAGAGAGUUUUCAAAAUUUUUAUACUUUUAUUCGAUAGAGAGAAACGGGAAUUGAAUAGCGAAUGUAAUCGGCUGCACACAUGAUUAGAUUCAAUUUGCCGUUUGUUAUCGAGUCGCUUCUUGACAUUGACGACUUUGACGUAUUACGAGUUACUCUUGCGCGAGCGGUAGUACAUAGUAUUGUUUGUCAAUUUGUCAAUUUAAUGACGUGUAAGCGAGAUUAUUCGACAAGAGCAAAAGAGAAAGGAAGACGGAGAGAAAAAAAAAGAGAUUGAAUCAGUGACUGGUUUUCCAAAUCAAAACCAAAGGAUUCGUUGUCAAACAGCCGAUUUGCCCAUCCCUACUUCCUUGUUAGUUACGCUUGGCUAGCGUUGAUCGUGAUUACCGAAGUAACUUACACGAAUCCUCUUUGGCGUGACUUUUGAUUAUUAUUAAAACCCGAUAAAAGAAAGAAAGAAAGAAUGAGCGAAAGAGAGGAAAGAGAGAGAGAGAAAGAGAAAGAGAGAGAGAGAGAGAGAGAAAAAGAAAGAAAGAAAGAAAGAGAGAGAGAAAAGGAUAUUUUUGACGGCACUUUUGUAUCGAUAAAAUCGGGGCGACUUUUUUGGGAUUAUUCACACGCUAAAGUACGAUUGGUGUACGCUCUUUAUACACCGUAAAGAAGAAGAAAAAGAAGGAGAAAAAGAAGAUAAUGUUACGUUAUACCUGAUAGUCUGCUGUUGUUAACAAUAAUAUAGAAACGAGUCAAAUUCACGCGCGAAUUUGCUCGGUACACUCGGAGAGUGUACGUCGUUGAUGGAAAAUAAAGGGACAAACGAUUCAUGUUAUAUCUAAACCAAGUUUAGCGUUAAGCGUCGCUCGCGUCCGGGAAAAUCGUUGGAGAAAGCGUCUGAUAUUAAUUGGUGGACUUAUCGCGCGGAAUUCAAUGCAUUUAAUUAAGUUCCCGCUUCACGUUUGUAUUUAUUUCGGACAUAGAGGAACACAGAGCGACAAGUAACAUCGCAAUCGCUCGCAUUUCGCUUACUCGGAGUUAUUUUCAUUACUCAUCAAGAAAACCGUGAGAUGUUCUGCGCGUUUGGUCGUUUUUCACGAAGAAUUAAAAGCGGAAACAGAAUCCGCGGCAGGAUUGAGAUCCAAGAGGCGGGACUCGCGAGAGGGAUCUCUCUCGCAUAUUUUCAUUUCUUACUUUGAAGCCCACACAUACACAUAAUGCAUAUCGAUCGAGUUUUGCGUUGCCGCCCGUGGCGAUAAAGGCAAUGGCAAAGGUGCGUACAGAAAUGAGUUCACGCUCGUAGCCGUGAAGUUUGCCGUGUAAACUGACGACGUUGUGGUGGAGCGUCGUGUGGAAACUUCACCAGCGAUAAACGCUUCUUCCCAAUGAUCUUUCCAAGCGCGAGUGCGACGCUUUAGUGACAUUCCCUCGCGUACAAAACGAGUCACAUCGGGAUAUCGCAGAUAUCAGAAUAUCGCGAGAGAUUACGGGCCGACAACACGUUUCUUUCUUAUGUGUACGUUCGGCGAGAUGAGAGUGAGAGAGAGAGAGAGAGAGAGAGAGAGAGAGAGAGAGAGAAAAUAGGAGUAUCUCAUUAUUAAAGGGUUCACCCUUCCCCCGUCGUCCUCGCUCCCCGCUCCCUCAACUCCACACAACUUCCUUUUACAAUCGCGAUAAAAAUAUAUCCCGGAAAUAUUUUUACAUUUAAGCGUUACAUUUGGGUCGAAGGUGUUAUCGAUUUUUCGUAAUUACAGCAGCCUUCUACCGCGUGUACGCGGAAGAGAGAUGAUACUGUAGAGAUUAGCGAGACACGGAGAGAGAAAGCGCGAGUAAAAGAAUAGUCUAUUAUAUAUAAUAUAUAUAUAUACACACAUACACGCACACACGCGCACACAUACAUAUACAAACAUACACACACAUAUACAAAUAUAUACAUACAAAAUGUGAGUAAAUGGUUAUACUGGUAUAUAUUAUAUGCGGAAGUAUCGAGUAGCACAAGGAUUAGAUUAAUAUUUGUAUGUCGUAGCCUGUAUACACAUUGUAUAUAUAUAAGGUACAGAGUGUUUCCCGGUUUACGUCGUAUCACGUUAAAAUGAUGGUAUAAACAUGGGUACUUCGAAGUUCGUUACCGUAAGAGAAACAAAAGAGGAACUUAGCAAGACCUUUACCGUUAAAUAAGUAGGAUCGUUCUUAGCGUUCCGCGUGUUACACAGGGUGUUAAAGAAAAAAAAAA
Odontomachus brunneus is the source of this 10531-nucleotide messenger RNA. RefSeq names its product synaptotagmin-7 (gene Syt7). Gene Ontology annotation, molecular function: SNARE binding; phosphatidylserine binding; calcium-dependent phospholipid binding. The transcript is spliced from 10 exons. Lineage: Eukaryota; Metazoa; Arthropoda; Insecta; Hymenoptera; Formicidae. Gene Ontology annotation, cellular component: synapse; membrane; axon. The record is from RefSeq and is a predicted model, not a curated record. Bases 3573 to 5000 code for a protein of 475 amino acids. Gene Ontology annotation, biological process: calcium-ion regulated exocytosis; vesicle fusion; cellular response to calcium ion.